GUGAAGAUGGCGGAAUCAUAUCAGAUGUUUCGGCUACUUCCCAUUUUAGUAUAUUUUUAGAAAUAUCAUAUAUAAAUAGUGUAACUCACCCAAACCGUUACUUUAAUGCUGUCUUUCGGAAAAAUUCGACUUGAAAAUGAGUAAAGGUUGUUGGAAAUUUGACGAUCACGACAAAGCUCUGUAUAUUGACAUCGAGGAAGAAACGGAGGAAGAUGGAAAAUUAAAAACUUAUAGUGCCUGGGACCAAUUGCCAGAUAUUUUACUGGAGGAAAUAUUUUCGUAUCUAUCAAUCCGUGAUCGUUAUUAUGCUGCCCUUGUAUGCCGUUCUUGGUAUCGUGCAUUCAAAUUAAACAAUGUCUGGUCCACAUUCACAUUGGAAGAUACAACACUCACACGUGGAAAAUUUAAUUACUACAGUGGCUGGCAAUAUGUUUUGGAUCACAUGAGAACAUCAGCAUGUUUGAACAAAGUUGGCAAAUUUUUCAGAUGUAUCAUAUUUGAACCAAUGCUGAACUUCUAUAAUUUAUAUGAAUUUAUGAAUAUGGUAUCAUGGUAUACUGAAAGACAAGGCUGUGAUAAUACAUCUGUUGCUGGUGUGGGUACUUAUAUUCGGAGACUAAAGUUUACAUUUCCUUGUAAUAUGGCCAACCGGGAUGAUGCAGAUCGCAUACGAGUUUUUGGCACUGGAGGAAAGUUAUUGCAAGCUUUGAAAAGGCUCAUGAGUAAUUUGAUUAAUUUAAGAUGCUUAGAAUUGAUAGAUUUGAUGUUGGACAGCAUUGAAGCAAUACAUUUGUUAGAUGAUGUUUGUACAAUGUGUACUGAAACUUUGACGACAUUGGUAUUGAUAAACACAACACGAUAUUACUGUCCUCUUUUGCAUGUGGGAGUGUUCCUUAAUUUGAAAGUUCUAGUCAUUAGCCCACAAAAUCUCGAUGAGGAUGUAAUAGAGUUGCUUGGGUAUACAAAAUUACAGCAUCUACACAUUAUACAAAAUAGGUACAGUCCAAAGGACAGUACAGUACAUUUGCCAAAAAGUAAUUCAUGGGCAAAAAUGCGAAAGCAUAAUCCUGUUUUAAAAGUACAUUUUGAAGUAGAAAGUCAUAAGCCUACUGACAUUAUUUUGCCUAUCGACUUAUUGGAGCAUAGUGACAUACCAUGUCAUAGUGUAGUACUGGAUAAUCCAAAUACACAGCAAUCACCAUUUACUUUGGGAGCUCAUGGAUCAUAUUUCGAUAGAACUCUAAGGGUCUAUGCCUUUAAGGGACUGUCACGGUACUAUUUACAUAAGAAUUUUGCGAAAAGACUGGACGAAGCGAUAGUGCGGCUCUGCAAGACUUGUCCAAAUCUUCACACAUUGAUUAAGACUUGCAAAUACAAUGAUAUGGGACCGAGGAUUUCUUAGAUUUCCUGGAUAACGUAAUUUAUGAUUGCUAGUAUUAAUUAGCAACACAUGUAAUCCUAAAUGAUGUAUCUAAAAAGUAAUUAAUAAUUCGAUUUUGGAAUAUUAUUAGUGGAUACUUCGUCGAGCCGGUAUUGUACCAGGGUUAGUUAUUAGUAUUUUUAAUCAUUUACGUUUCAAAACGAUAUUUUACUACACAAAUAUUACUAAAUCACUCAGAUUAUCAAAUUUUAAUAUGUUCUAUUGACAUCAAGAUAACAUUUUAUUAAUUGAAAUGUCCUCGAUCGUUGUAUGCAUUAAAUCUGCUUGCCAAGCUAUAGGUAUAUGCCGUUACGGUCUCACUCUGUGAUUCUUGUAAUGCAAUGAUUUGUUUGAUUUUUAUCAUCCCUGAUCAUUGACAGUAAAUUGACUGUGCAACCUCAUUAAGAUUUCUUCUUCUCAGCUUUAGUGUUCGUUGUUUUAUUGUGAAAAUCAUUUUCAAGUAUUUACAUAUAAGAAACUUAUUGGGCAUGGUCGUGCAAAUAUUCUUUAUGUCUGAAUUUUCUCCUUUCAAUGAUUAUUGCCUGAUCUAUAAUCAGUGCAUAGUUAAAGUUUUUUUUAUCAUUCCUGCAGAUGAUCCGUGACAAAAUAUCGACAGCUACUAUUCUAGAAAUAGUUUCCACAGCAAAAUCUUUACGAUGUUUGUACGUGCGGCGCAAUGUCAUUCUAAAAAGAUGUGAUAGAGACUGGUCAAAGAUCGCUGAUUGGUUGCCGGAACACUAUCAGUGGAUAAAAGUGAAUAGUCGUAGUUACGAGGCCACAGAGAGAGAAGUUUCCAAAAUUUUGGGCUAUCGAUGGCAAAUGCUUUCCGAGAAGGAAUUCAAACAGCAACGAGUCAAUUUGCACAUAUAAAUCUGUUAUAAUAUUUACAGCACAAAAUUAAAGCAUGAUGGGUAAAACUUUUAUCAAAA
This is a messenger RNA of Cephus cinctus (wheat stem sawfly), 2349 nucleotides long. RefSeq lists its product as uncharacterized. Gene Ontology annotation, molecular function: protein binding. The coding region runs from base 137 to 1402 and encodes 421 amino acids. The record is from RefSeq and is a predicted model, not a curated record. NCBI's taxonomy places the organism in Eukaryota, Metazoa, Arthropoda, Insecta, Hymenoptera, Cephidae. The transcript has 6 exons.